Danio rerio (zebrafish) is the source of this 4040-nucleotide messenger RNA. The record is from RefSeq. Lineage: Eukaryota; Metazoa; Chordata; Actinopteri; Cypriniformes; Danionidae.
CCCGAACGAGAGAAGAGGGGGAAAAAACCCAUAAAUAAUACCAUGGUGAGAUCGGCCCGUUUUCAGGAUCGACCCAUGGAUGCACGCUCUCAGGAACUGAUCGCGAUUGGAUUCGGAAACAACGAUGAAACCCACGCCAGAAAUCCACUUUUGAUUUCUUUCAAGCGCUAAAGCGAGAGAGGCUUGAUGGGGGCCAAACGGAGACGUUUUCUUUUUCAUUUUUAAAGAGGGACGCAAGAUGGCAGAUGACAGACUCCAGUAGCGUGAACCGUUUCGCUUUUACACGAAGGGCUGUCUGUUUAUUUGUGGACGUGAAUCGGAACAACACUUCAUUUUCUCGUCCGAAGAGAUUAAAGUGAAUGCACUUGGCAGUCCAGUUUUCUCUAGACUUGGUUACAUACCAGUGUAUGUUCACUCUGUGUUCCUUUGUUAUAAUGAGGGGGGAAGUCUAGUAUGCGCGCAGUAUUCACAUAUGUGUAAGAAUUACCCGACUGCUUUGGUUAUUAUCGUUAUUUUCUAUGAAAUGUGAAUAUAAAAGCACGCUGCGUGGAUGUGAGAUACGUUUUAUUUUAACGUAAAGUGUAACGCUCGUCUGUAUGGAGACCUAGCAGGACAUUUAUAAUCCUCUUUGGGAGUAAAAUCCAUGUCUGUGUGAUGCUAUGUCGUAAAACACAACAGACGCCUUGACGUGAGAAUUAUCGUUUACUUUCUAAAGCUUUUAUUAGUCUCUCGCUCGAGGCUGUUGUCGAAAAACGGCCCUAGCCAACGACGAGCUGUCAAGCUGGUCGUCAGCAGACUGGAUUAUUCAUAGAUAACUAGUGGGAGGGCCACACAUGUAGAAUAUGAAACGGUGUGUUGGCAUUUAAAGUCACAAGACCGAAAAAAGUCCACUUUAGCUCUGUGGCAAUUCUCGCAACGCCUACAGUUGACACGAACGAAUGAAGAAGUGGGUGGUGUAAUGAUGUUGCCUUGAGCUAAAGUGUGCUAAAAGUACUCUCUCCUGGAGUGUUCAUACUCUCGCUGGCACCAAGUUGAGGUUUGUGGGAGAAAGCAGGGCCCUUGUGGUUCCCACUCCACCCAUUUCAGGUAUCAGCGCUUGUUUAUGCUGUUUUAAAGAUGGCAGAGAACUGGAAGAACUGUCUGGAGGAAGAGCUCAUAUGCCCAAUUUGUCUGAAUGUGUUUUCCGAGCCAGUUCAGCUCCCUUGCAAACACAACUUCUGUCGUAUGUGCAUCAAUGAGGCCUGGUCUAAAGAUGCUGGAAUGGUUCGCUGUCCCGAAUGCAACAACGCCUACACUCAAAAGCCAGCUUUGGAGAAGAACCACAAGCUGUCCAACAUUGUGGAGAAGUUCAACGCAUUAAAUGUGGAGAAGACACCAGCGGUGUUGCAUUGCAUUCUGUGCCGACGUGGACCCCCCCUUCAAGCCCAGAAGGUUUGCCUCAGGUGUAAUGCACCCUGCUGUCAUUCCCAUGUACAGACCCAUCUCCAACAACCCUCUUCCAAUGCUGGACACCUACUGGUGGACGCCGAAGAUGUUCGGGCCUGGAGCUGUCCACAGCAUGACGAGUACAGACUGUAUCAUUGUGAAACCGAGCAUGUGGCUGUCUGCCAGUACUGCUGCUUCUCCAGAUGUGCUACCAACCACGGCCACGCGGUGUGCGAUAUCGAAGUCAGGCGUAACGAUAUCAGACAAAUGCUGAUUAAACAGCAGGAUCGGAUCGAGGACCGGGUUCAGGACAUAGAGGAGCAACUCUACAAACUAGAAUCUGACAAAUGUCUCAUGGAAGACAAAGUGCAGCACCUGAAGGAGGAGGUGCAGCUGCAGUAUCAGAAGAUGCAGCAGCUCUUGGAGGAGGAUUUGGGGAAGACCCUGGAGGUCCUGGAUAAAGCCCACUCGAAAUUCUGCCAGGAGAACUCUGCGCAGGCCCUGCAGCUUCACCAGAAACAGCAAGAGGCAAAGAAACUGCUCAGCUCCAUCCAGAUGGUUUUCGAUAAGGCAGAGGACAUCGGUUUUAUGAAGAACACAAAAUCUGUGAAAAUACUAAUGGACAGGUCUCAGUCGUACGUGGGCAGCACACUGUCACCAUACAAAGUGGGCAGCCUCAACUCCAAACUAUUUCUGUCUGAAAUCUCGAAACGAGAGAAGAAUCUCUGCAAGAUGCUGGAAGCCCCCUUCAGCGCUCCUGCUAACUUUUUCCAGAGUAUUCCGGCAUACCUAUGCGAGAAGCGCAGGCACUCGAUGGCAUUCCCCGAAGGCAGCGGGAGCAGCCGAGCAGGCGCGAGCUACAUGGACUCUUCCUCCUCGUCAGGUCCUGCGUCCGCCAAGCAGCCGUGCUUGAGUCUUACUCAGGGCUCUGCCCCAGGCGAAGGUCAGUCCUCCCAGCAAGCUCUAGGGCCGUGCGGCUCCGGCCAACAUGUCGGAAGCAGCAGCUCAGCCUCCGGCUCUCAACCUUUACCACACUCCACCUCGGUGUUCCCACACUCCCAUUACCCAAAUGGCAGCAGCUCCCAGCUGCCUCAGUAUGGAGCGCGCAAGAUCCUGAUGUGCACGGUGGAUAACUGUUACUGCUCAGGGGUGCCCUCCGUGUCUAACCACCGCAGUCACCCGCCCUACCCACGCUCCAGCUCCUUCCCCUGGCCGGUGAGCUCGCAGGAGUACUCGCAUGCCCCUCUGCCUUCCGCCCCGGCCAUGUCCCAGUCUCUCCAGAGCUUGUCCAUGCGCGACUGGAUUGACGCAUCUCAGUCGCACAGGCACACUGACUUCUAUAGCCUCUACGGCCAGUCUUCCACCAAGCAUUACGUCACCAGUUAACCCCUGCUCCAGUGACUGCUGCCAGUCACCAGAUGGGGCGUCUUUUUGUUUUCCGCCGAGAGAUGCAUGUGGGGCAUUUUCUUUUGUACGCAGAUCUAAUCAAUCAUCUUGGAUGAAGUCCGAGAAAGUUCAUAUCACAAAGUCAAGCAUAGCUUUGCACAUUAUUUAGGCACUAAUGGUGUUGUGAUUCUGUACCAUGAACGCAAGUUGCUCUCCUCAAAAUAGCACUCACCGAGACGCUCGUUGGUUGAAUCAUCAAUAAUGUUGCACUUUCUUUUGUAAGAUCCAAAUUUUGGCAAUUACCGUUGACGUCCGCAGUAAAACUAUCAAGUCAGCUCUUAACUAAAGGAGAGAAUUGUAGCCCACAAAGGUUUAUCAUUAACAUCACAUGGCUGUUGUUUGUUAGCAAAAACUUUGUAUAUUUUUCCCAGCCUUCCACGUUUCAUGUCCUCACAAAGAGCACAAGCACGUUUUGAACUGACCCGGAAACUGGAGCAGCACAGCAUUGUCAUUGGCGCCAAUGUUGAUUUGGCUUGACCUUCCCUUACCGAAUGCAGCUUAUAAUGGAAAUGCCCUUCAACCCGAGUUCACAGUCCUCUGAGCCUUCAGUCUGCUCUCAUCCAGAUGCCGCUGUCUUUCUCUCUCACGCCCUUCAAAGCCACAGAAAUGCUCCCCUACACAUCCUGUAUGUUAAACGCAGGAUGCGUUGGUUUGGCAUUCUUUCGUUUAGCCGUGGCCUCUCAUUAUAUCUGACUCAACGGUGGCUUUAGCGCAAACGUGUCAGCUGGAGACGAGAUGGCCUGUGUUCGGGAGGGUCAUGGUGCACUUGAUGCCUCUGCAUUUACUGUCAAUGCUGUAAUUGUUCUUCCUUGUGUUUCGCGCCGUUUCCGGCUCCAAGCAACGGAGCCUCAGGCUUCCUGUUUGUUACUGAGUGCAUGUGGAAAAGAGUUUAUGAGCACUCGUAGACAAAAAAAAAAAAGAAAGAAUAAAACUGCAAGCAGUUAUAAAAUGACUUUUGAAACAGGGAAUGAAGUUUUUUUGCUUAAUUUUUAUUUUUUAUUUUACGUACUACUUAAAAAAAAAACAUUGACCAAUGAACAUUAUGAAACUAACUGAAUACUUGGGAUAAAAUGGAGGGAUUUUCUGUUGUAAAUAUUUUGUGAAAUGAAAAAGAAAGACUUGUAAUUUGGAAAGAACCUUGUUCAAAUAAAUGCUAAUUUCAAGUUUAA